AUGUUCAAAAUAGCAUUGGAUUGGGUGCCAUCUGACAGCCAUGUCAUUCGAGCUGACAAAACACCUGCCGGUGAACACACAAAGAGGUUUAAUUCACCCACCAUUGGCGAAGUGGCUGUUGUCAUUGUGGGAGAAAAUUUAGAAUCGAGAGAUAUAGUGCUUCAUUGUCGGAAUAAUGAUUUAAAACGUAUAUCUGAAACACACAAGAUUUAUGAUGCGUUAAAAUAUCCUUAG
Molecule: messenger RNA, 234 nt
Organism: Parnassius apollo (apollo)
Lineage: Eukaryota; Metazoa; Arthropoda; Insecta; Lepidoptera; Papilionidae
Source: the annotation of a GenBank genome assembly